Messenger RNA from Colletotrichum spaethianum, 1338 nucleotides. Its product is annotated as polysaccharide monooxygenase Cel61a. Bases 1 to 1338 code for a protein of 445 amino acids. The record is from RefSeq and is a predicted model, not a curated record. Lineage: Eukaryota; Fungi; Ascomycota; Sordariomycetes; Glomerellales; Glomerellaceae. The transcript has a single exon.
AUGAAGUCCACUAUCGCCUCCCUUCUUGGAUCCGCAGCCCUGGCGGCUGCUCACGGUAUCGUCAACGAUGGUCUGAUCGGUGGUGAGAACUACACCUUCUACCAGCCCUACCAGGACCCGUACAUGAACCCCGCCCCCGACCGCAUCUCCCGUCCCAUCCAGGGCAACGGCCCCGUUGAGGACGUCACCAGCAUCGACCUCCAGUGCGGUGGCUACACCGCCGGUGGUGUUGAGGGCUCCAAGCCCGCCAAGCUCGUUGCUAAGGCUGCCGCCGGCUCCGAGGUCACCCUUAACUGGACCCUCUGGCCCGAGUCCCACAUCGGCCCUACCAUCACCUACAUGGCCAAGUGCGCCAACGACGACUGCACCACGUGGCUGCCGGGCACCGACGCUGUCUGGUUCAAGAUUCAGGAGCAGGGCCGUGAUGGCACCUCCAACACCUGGGGUGCUACCCCUCUCAUGAAGGCUGGCAACUCUGGUGUCAAGUACACCAUCCCCGAGUGCAUUGCCCCCGGCCAGUACCUCGUCCGUCACGAGAUCAUCGCCCUCCACGCCUCCUACUCCUACCCCGGCGCCCAGUUCUACCCCGGGUGCCACCAGAUUGAGGUUACCGGCUCCGGCAGCACCAGCCCUUCUGACCUGGUUGCCUUCCCCGGUGCUUACAAGGGCACCGACGCCGGUAUCACCUACGACGCCUACAAGGCUCAGGAGUACACCAUCCCCGGCCCUGCCGUCUUUUCCUGCUCUGGCUCCGGCUCCGGCUCUGCCCCCGUCUCUUCUGCCGCUCCCGUCUCUUCUGCCGCUCCCGCCGCUACCUCUGCUCCCGCCACUUCCGCCGUCUCUGCCGCCACCCCUAGCCAGACUGCCGCCGCCGAGGAGGAGGAUGACUGCCCUGCCGAGACCACGGCUCCCGUCGCCACCCCUACCCCCACCCAGGCCGCUGACGAUGAGGACGACUGCCCCGCCGAGACUCCCUCCGCUGCCGUCUCCGCCGCUGCCUCCGUUCCUACCAUCAAGGCCGAGGAGGAGGAUGAGGAUGACUGCCCCGCCGAGUCUGCUCCCGCCGCCACCACCACCGCUGCCCCCGUUGCUACUCCUACCCAGGCCGCUGAAGACGAGGACGACUGCCCUGCCGAGACCACCGCCCCGGUUGCCACUCCCACUCCUACCCAGGCUGCUGAUGAGGAUGAGGAUGACUGCCCUGCCGAGUCCGCCGCCCCCGUCGCCACCCCUACCCCCACCCAGGCUGCUGACGAUGAGGACGACUGCCCCGCCGAGACUCCCUCUGCCACUGCUGUUGCCAAGCGCAUGACCCUCCACGAGCGUCGCCUCGCAUAA